AUGAGCGAACUAGUAACUCAGGGAGGUAUCUCGGACCCUGCCCUCAUCAAGCUUGUCAACAAGCUCCAAGAUGUCUUCGCGACUGUCGGUGUCAACAACCCCAUCGAUCUGCCACAAAUAGUCGUCGUCGGUUCGCAAUCCAGCGGUAAGAGCUCGGUGCUCGAGAACAUCGUAGGAAGAGAUUUCCUGCCUCGAGGCUCGGGUAUCGUGACAAGACGGCCCCUGGUCCUCCAGCUCAUCAACCGACCCGCCGGGUCACAACCAAACGGAGUCAAGGACGAAGUCGCCAACUCAACCGAUAAGGCUGCCAACCAAGACGAAUGGGGCGAGUUCUUGCACGUCCCCGGCCAGAAGUUCUACGACUUCAACAAGAUCCGCGAUGAGAUCAGCCGCGAGACUGAGGCAAAGGUCGGCCGGAAUGCUGGCAUCUCCCCCGCCCCUAUCAACCUGAGAAUCUACUCUCCCCACGUCCUGACGCUCACCCUUGUCGAUCUCCCCGGCUUGACCAGAGUCCCUGUCGGUGACCAACCCCGAGACAUCGAGAGGCAAAUUCGCGACAUGAUCAUCAAGUACAUCCAAAAGACAAACGCCAUCAUUCUGGCCGUCACCGCAGCCAACCAGGACCUGGCCAACUCGGACGGUCUCAAGCUCGCGAGAGAGGUCGACCCCGAUGGACAAAGGACAAUCGGCGUCCUGACCAAGGUGGACUUGAUGGACGAGGGCACAGAUGUCGUCGAUAUUCUCGCCGGCCGCAUCAUUCCUCUUCGCCUGGGCUACGUCCCCGUCGUCAACAGAGGACAGCGCGACAUCGACAACAAGAAGCCCAUCAACCAAGCUCUGGAGGCCGAGAAGAACUUCUUCGAGGAACACAAGGCCUAUCGUAACAAGAGCUCCUACUGCGGUACUCCUUACCUGGCACGAAAGCUCAACCUCAUUCUUAUGAUGCACAUCAAGCAGACACUUCCCGACAUCAAGGCCAGGAUUGCCAGCUCGCUGCAAAAGUACAGUGCCGAACUCACUGCCCUGGGUCCUUCUAUGCUCGGCAACAACUCCAACAUCGUCCUCAACAUCAUCACAGAGUUCACCAACGAAUGGAGAACCGUCUUGGAGGGAAACAACGGCGAGCUGUCCAGCACCGAGCUUUCUGGUGGUGCUAGAAUUAGCUUUGUCUUCCACGAACUGUACUCCAACGGUGUCAAGGCCGUCGAUCCUUUCGACGCUGUCAAAGACGUGGAUAUUCGGACUAUUCUGUACAACUCGUCGGGUUCCUCCCCCGCUCUGUUCGUUGGCACCACCGCUUUCGAGCUUAUCGUCAAGCAACAAAUCAAGCGUCUGGAAGAGCCCAGCUUGAAGUGUGUCUCUCUGGUAUAUGACGAGCUGGUGCGCAUCCUUACUCAACUUCUGCAGAAGCAGCUCUACCGAAGAUAUCCUCAGUUGAAGGAGACUGUACACAACGUCAUCAUCUCCUUCUUCAAAAAGGCCAUGGAGCCUACCAACAAGCUGGUCAAGGACUUGGUGGCUAUGGAAUCCUGCUACGUCAACACCGGCCAUCCUGAUUUCUUGAACGGACACCGAGCUAUGGCUAUUGUCAACGAGAGACACACCAGUGCCAAGCCCGUGCAGGUUGAUCCCAAGACUGGCAAGCCCCUUCCUGCUUCGGCCACUCCAGCUCGUGCUGCCAGCCCUACCUUGGACGUCGGAGACGCGAGCAAUGGUGGUUUCUUCGGUAGCUUCUUCGCUGCCAAGAACAAGAAGAGGGCCGCAGCCAUGGAAGCGCCGCCACCCAUGCUCAAGGCCUCUGGCACCCUAUCGGAACGCGAAAAUAUCGAGGUCGAGGUCAUCAAGCUGCUCAUCUCCUCGUAUUACAACAUCGUCAAGAGAACCAUGAUCGAUAUGGUUCCCAAGGCCAUCAUGCUGAACCUGGUCCAGUUUACAAAGGAUGAGAUGCAACGAGAGCUUUUGGAGAACAUGUACCGUACUGACACUCUCGACGAGCUUCUCAAGGAGUCCGACUACACAACCCGUAGGAGAAAGGAGUGCCAGCAGAUGGUCGAAUCGCUCAGCAAGGCCAGCGAGAUUGUUAGCCAAGUACAAUAG
Messenger RNA from Truncatella angustata, 2097 nucleotides. Its product is annotated as vacuolar dynamin-like GTPase. Gene Ontology annotation, biological process: peroxisome organization. The transcript is spliced from 3 exons. Lineage: Eukaryota; Fungi; Ascomycota; Sordariomycetes; Amphisphaeriales; Sporocadaceae. Gene Ontology annotation, cellular component: microtubule; cytoplasm; membrane. The record is from RefSeq and is a predicted model, not a curated record. Bases 1 to 2097 code for a protein of 698 amino acids. Gene Ontology annotation, molecular function: GTP binding; GTPase activity; microtubule binding.